AUGUCAAGAGAAAUUUGUGCAGAAAAACGUGAAAUUAGGAGCCUUAGUACAAACCCCCUAUCUGUCUCUCAGCCAAGUAUUUCGGUAGCUGGUCAGGAUCAAAGGGCGUCUGGAGAUAUAGGCGAUGAGCAGCGUUCUUCUGAUAAAUGCGCAAUCACAUCAAUCUUCAACCCUCAUGAAUCUACUUCUAAUAUGAUAAACGAAACUCUUUGCCAAUACACGAGCGAAGGUACUCCCGAGCGUGCUGUUGAAUCCCAGGAAAGAGCAGGCCUUAAUGAGUCGAAUCUUUCAGUAUGCGAAUCUGAUGCCUUAAAAGCCAACAAAGAUGUCCCAACAACAUCUGAAUCAAACAAUGCAGCCUCCUCCAAUCUGAUGAGUGGCAACUUCCUUCUGAAAAUUCACCAGCAUGACCACCAGAAGGAAGCUCUUGAAAAGUCGGUCACAGAAUCUACCUAUUCAACCUCUAUUUCCCCUUGUUCUGACUCAACUGAGAAGGUAAUCCUUAAUUCCCCAGAGCCCCAUGUGUCUGAAAACCCUUCCAUUCGAACAAAUCAGCAGUGCGUCACUUCGUCCCACCCAAACGAACCGCAUAAAUCCCAAACUCCUGCUCGCAUUUAUAUCCCCGAUCCGAAACUGCAAAACUUUAAAUCAAGCAGCGUAGUGUACCCACAGAAGCAGGGCCAAAUUUCUCCCCCUAGCCAAUUCCAACAGCAACAGCAACAACAACAGGAUAACCGAAUCAAAAUAAAUAAAGAGCGCAGGGUUGAGGAGUCAAAUACCUACAUGCAGCAUCCCGACGUACCUUAUUUCCCUCCUGAAUCCAACUUUAAGUCCACAACUCUCUCCCAACCUGCGCCUCAAAAUAACGCCGCUACGUCUGCCCGUAAUUUCAGUGGUAACAUUCAUGGAAAUAAUUACUUCUUCUCGUCUCCCAGUCCCUCAAACAUGACCACCUCCAAUGGAAGUAUUACCCAGGGGCAGCUUGAUGUCUGCAAUUUAAGUGGACAAACAUGUGAGUCUGUGAAUAAGACCAACUUAAUUGUUAACUAUCUGCCACCCUAUAUGUCCCAAGAUGAGGUUAAGGCACUAUUUUCGAGCAUUGGUGAGGUGGAAUCUUGUAAAUUAGUUAGAGAAAAGGCAUCUGGUGAGAGUCUGGGGUAUGCUUUUGUCAAAUUCGUACGAGCCGCCGAUGCCGAAAAGGCCAUUAGAACUCUCAAUGGUCUGAGAUUGCAAAAUAAGACCAUCAAAGUUUCCAUCGCACGGCCUAGUUCUGAAUCGAUCAAAGGGGCGAACCUGUACAUAUGCGGACUUCCACGAAAAAUGACUCAGACAGAGUUGGAGGAAUUGUUCUCUCAUUGUGGAAAAAUUAUCACCGCGCGAAUUCUCUACGACAACAAAACUGGUCUUUCUAGAGGUGUUGCCUUUAUCCGCUUUGACCAGCGCCACGAGGCAGAACAGGCUAUUCGCAGACUAAAUGGUUACCAACCUCCUGCGGAUUACCCGAACGCCCCACCGAACGAGCCCAUAACGGUCAAGUUUGCGAACUCACCAAACUCCAUUCGCCACGAUAGCUUGGGUUUGGCGCUUCUCAAACAGGCUGCCCAGCUUCAGUCGGUGGCUGCGUCGGUGGUGAGCCCACCGGCAAGAUCUGCGGCCUCUGCUGCCGCGAAUGCUGUCGCCGCUGCCGGUCUUCUUAGCCCCCUUCAGCAGUUUGCGUCGAUCUCUAAUCGAUUGAAGUAUUCGUCGGCUCUCGCAGGCGGAGCUAAUGGCCAGGGCCCUAAUGCGGCUGAUCUCCUACCCGCAGUAGCGAGUGCAGCAGCCGUUGUGAAUCCCCUCCUUGCGCCAGCUGUGGCAGCGAGUUCAGGGGCUCUGACUGCCACCGGCUGGUGCAUAUUCGUGUACAACCUGGCCCCCGAGACGGAAGAGUCCAAUCUCUGGCAACUCUUUGGCCCAUUCGGUGCAGUGCAGACAGUUAAGAUUAUCCGCGAUCCAACCACGAACAAGUGCAAGGGGUUCGGGUUUGUGACGAUGAGUAAUUAUGAGGAAGCUUUGUUGGCUAUUCACUCUUUGAAUGGAUUUGCCCUGGGUAACCGUGUUCUGCAAGUUUCGUUUAAGACGACGCCAAAUCCGCGACUCAGACCACCAACGCAUACCCCGCCACCAAGCACGCUGAGUCCAACUCUGCAAAUGAGUCAGAUGAAUGGAAAAUUGAACGAAUCAAUACUCCCCACACCACAGGGUACAAGUGAAACCCCAGCAAAGACGCCACAGAUGUUGGGUGAUUCUUCUGGUGUCGGGACCACGACGCCAUCUCAGGGCGGCGUCAAAUUCUCCCCACAGUUGGCGCGUCGAUCAGCCAGCAUCUCAUCCGGCGCAGAGUGCUCCAGCCCAGCAGGAAACCGCUCCCUAUUCUCCCAGCUGACGUCGAAUGCUAAAUCCGAGAUCAAGAAUGAGUCACGUGCUGGGAAUGAGAAUCCGUCGUUCUGUAAGUCCUUCACCUCUACAGCCGCCGAGGUAGGGGAUUUCAGCUCCUUAAAUUCCGGUCAAAAAUCCUCGACAGUCUCUCGUGAAAAUACGGCUCUGCGAUUGUUCGCCGAGAAGCAAAACCAAAAUCGGGUAGCGCAAAAUGAGACAAAUGCCAAAAAACUCUAA
Messenger RNA from Mesocestoides corti, 2652 nucleotides. The record is from the annotation of a GenBank genome assembly. NCBI's taxonomy places the organism in Eukaryota, Metazoa, Platyhelminthes, Cestoda, Cyclophyllidea, Mesocestoididae.